AUGACUGUGUCGACGUGCACCUCCGAGACGGUGACGGGCAAGCACGUGUUCAGGAUCGCCGACUACCAUAUACGCAAGGGUUUGGGCGUCCGCGAGUACAUACAGUCAGCCACCUUCGCCAUCGGCGGCUACGACUGGUGCGUUCGCUACUACCCCGACGGAGAAACCCAGGAUUGCAGGGGCUACGUCUCCAUCUUCCUUGAGCUCCUGACCAGGAACGCCAAGGUUAGGGCUGAGUAUGAAUUCAGGCUCGUCGACUCGGGCAGCGCGCUGCCGCCGUCGCCAGUGACACAUCUGUUUACUAACAACUACAACACAGUCGACCCGGAUGAAGAUCCUGCUAGCUAUGGAGCUCAUAGGUUUAUGAAACAGCAGGAGGUAAAACCGUACGUGCGGGACGACUGCCUGGAGAUUGAGUGUGAAGUCGUCGUUAUCAAUGCUAUAACAAAACUUGAGGUGCAGGAUGUGCCGCCCUCGGACCUGCCGAAUCAUCUCCGGAAAUUGCUGGAUGGCAAGAGAGGAGCAGAUGUGACGUUUGAGGUUGAAGACGAGGUUUUCUCUGCUCACAAGAUUAUGCUCGCGACGCGAUCACCGGUUUUCGAUGCUCAGCUCUAUGGACCUCUGAGUGAUUCCAUGAGUAAGAACAUAAUCGUCAAAGACAUGGAGCCCCCUGUUUUCAAGGCAUUGCUUUACUUCAUCUACACGGAUUCUCUGCCUGCUAUGGAUGACGCUGAUGAUGGUGAGAGUGAAGACAUGGUAAAGCACUUGCUCGUGGCUGCCGAUAGGUAUGCCAUGGACAGGAUGAAGAUGAUGUGUGAAGAUAUUCUAUGCAAGAGCCUUGAUGUCGAGACCGUGGCAACCACGUUGGCUCUAGCUGAUCAGCAUCACUGCAGCAAGCUGAAAGAUGCUUGUGUUGAAUAUAUCCUCUCUUCAAACAGACUGAAUGCUGUGGUGGCAAGCAAAGGGUACGCACACCUCAAAAGAUCAUGUCCUGCUCUCAUGUUUGAUCUCUUUGAGAGGGCUACCAAGUCUCACAAAAUUUAACUGCUCUUGGAAGUGUUUAAUUACA
This is a messenger RNA of Aegilops tauschii subsp. strangulata, 1069 nucleotides long. Lineage: Eukaryota; Viridiplantae; Streptophyta; Magnoliopsida; Poales; Poaceae. The record is from RefSeq and is a predicted model, not a curated record.